Aspergillus terreus NIH2624 is the source of this 381-nucleotide messenger RNA. RefSeq names its product MGR2/ROMO1 family protein. Lineage: Eukaryota; Fungi; Ascomycota; Eurotiomycetes; Eurotiales; Aspergillaceae. The coding region runs from base 1 to 381 and encodes 126 amino acids. The record is from RefSeq and is a predicted model, not a curated record. The transcript has 4 exons. Gene Ontology annotation, cellular component: TIM23 mitochondrial import inner membrane translocase complex. Gene Ontology annotation, biological process: protein insertion into mitochondrial inner membrane; protein import into mitochondrial matrix.
AUGCCCGUUGUCGCAGGUCCCCCUCAGGGCCAUGGCCCCUCGACUUUCGAUAAGAUGAAGAUGGGUGCUUUGAUGGGUUCCAGUAAGUCUCCUGUCGCGUGUCUGGUCUUGGCCAUGGCUGAUCAGUUCUCUUUAGCUGUUGGAGGUAUCAUGGGUUUCAUUAUCGGAACCGUCACCAUCUUCCAAUAUGGUGCUGGCCCCAACGGUGUCAUGCGCACUCUGGGUAAAUAUAUGCUGGGUUCUGGUGCGACAUUUGGUCUCUUCAUGUCCAUUGGCAGUGUGAUCCGUACCGAAGGCCCCCAUAACGAUGCCUGGCUCCGUGCCCGCGGACCUCCCAUGAUGCUCCCCCGCCAGAGCCCUCUGCGACCAGUCCGCGAAUAA